AUGGUUGUCCGAGAGUACAAUGAAGAAAUGAAGUAUAUCGAGAGGUUGUCGCCAAACAGCUUCCUGAUCAAAAAAGGCUUCCAAUCUAACAUGAACGUUGAAGGGGUGUUCUACGCCAAUAGUCGUCUAGAGAAACUUAUGUUCGACGAGCUACGCAACGCCUGUCGGCCUGGAAUGACCGGAGGAUUCCUUCCCGGCGUUAAACAGAUUGCAAACGUUGCCGCCCUGCCGGGCAUAGUUGGACGAUCGGUUGGUCUUCCCGAUAUCCAUUCCGGGUACGGAUUUGCGAUCGGCAACAUGGCCGCUUUUGACAUGAGCGAUCCUACCUCCAUCGUUUCACCUGGUGGUGUCGGCUUUGAUAUCAAUUGUGGCGUGCGAUUGCUUCGCACGAACCUGUUCGAAAAAGAUCUUCUGCCGGUAAAGGAGCAGCUAGCUCAAUCCCUUUUCGAUCACAUCCCCGUAGGUGUCGGGUCCAAGGGUAUCAUUCCGAUGAACGCGCACGAUCUCGAAGAAGCUCUCGAGAUGGGUAUGGAUUGGUCGCUACGUGAAGGAUACGUUUGGGCCGAAGAUAAGGAGCACUGUGAGGAGUAUGGUCGGAUGUUGAACGCCGAUCCGAGCAAAGUCAGCAUGCGCGCCAAAAAGCGCGGACUUCCACAGCUUGGUACAUUGGGGGCCGGCAACCAUUACGCCGAAAUUCAAGUGGUCGAGGAAAUCUACGAUAAGUACGCCGCCAGCAAGAUGGGCAUUGAAGAGCUGGGACAGAUUUGCGUAAUGAUUCACUCGGGUAGCCGCGGUUUUGGUCACCAGGUUGCAACCGAUGCGCUGGUCGAGAUGGAAAAAGCGAUGAAACGAGAUAAAAUUGAGACAAACGACCGGCAGCUGGCAUGUGCCCGAAUCAAUAGCCCCGAAGGCCAGAACUAUCUGAAAGCGAUGUCGGCAGCCGCCAACUUUGCCUGGGUGAACCGUAGUUCCAUGACGUUCCUUACAAGACAAGCCUUCGCGAAGCAGUUCAACACCACGCCUGACGAUCUCGAUAUGCACGUCAUUUAUGAUGUGUCGCACAAUGUCGCCAAAAUGGAGGAACACAUGGUCAACGGCCGACCGAAACAGCUACUCGUCCACCGAAAAGGAUCCACGCGUGCGUUUCCACCGCACCAUCCGCUGAUCCCAGUCGAUUAUCAGCUUACCGGUCAGCCAGUGCUCGUCGGUGGAUCCAUGGGAACGUGCAGUUUUGUGCUGACCGGCACGGAAACGGGCAUGGCGGAGACUUUCGGAUCGACCUGUCACGGCGCUGGACGUAGCUUGUCACGUGCCAAAUCUCGCCGUAAUCUUGACUACAAGGACGUGCUGCGAGACCUAGAAGAAAAGGGAAUUUCCAUCCGAGUCGCAUCUCCUAAGCUGGUCCAGGAGGAAGCUCCGGAUUCGUACAAGGAUGUACGCGACGUGGUUCAAACGUGCCACGAUGUAGGUAUUAGCAACAAGGCCAUUAAACUGCGUCCGAUUGCUGUUAUUAAAGGCUAAUGACGACGCCGGUGUGCUGUGAAUAUUAAUUAU
Molecule: messenger RNA, 1554 nt
Organism: Anopheles nili
Lineage: Eukaryota; Metazoa; Arthropoda; Insecta; Diptera; Culicidae
Gene: RtcB
Product: RNA-splicing ligase RtcB homolog
Exons: 2
Coding region: 1-1521 (506 amino acids)
Biological process (GO): tRNA splicing, via endonucleolytic cleavage and ligation
Cellular component (GO): tRNA-splicing ligase complex; nucleus
Molecular function (GO): RNA ligase (ATP) activity
Source: RefSeq, a predicted model, not a curated record